AUAGCUAAAACCUCCGAGAAAUUUUCGAGUUUGGCCAUCAGAGUAAGCAAAACCAAAUAAAGCAGCUAAAAUGCAGGCGGCACCGGCGACAGUGGAGUCCGUGCAAUGUUUCGGGCGGAAGAAGACAGCGGUGGCGGUGACACACUGCAAGCGUGGUCGUGGUUUGAUCAAAAUCAACGGAGUUCCUAUCGAGCUUGUUCAGCCGGAGAUUCUCCGAUACAAAGCUUUCGAGCCAAUCCUCCUUCUAGGUCGUCAACGAUUCGCCGGAGUUGACAUGAGAAUCCGCGUGAAAGGAGGAGGUCAUACUUCUCAGAUCUACGCUAUUCGUCAGUCAAUUGCAAAGGCUCUUGUUGCUUUCUACCAGAAGUACGUUGAUGAGCAGACGAAGAAGGAGAUUAAGGAUAUUCUGAUUCGAUACGAUAGGACUUUGCUUGUUGCUGAUCCUAGACGUUGUGAGCCUAAGAAGUUUGGUGGUCGUGGUGCUCGUUCUAGGUUCCAGAAAUCUUACCGUUAAUUUACGGUAUCUGUUCUAUUGCUAUUGGUGCUAUGCAAUUUUGAGUAUGGUUUCGGUUUAGGGAUUAUUAUUAUUAUC
Solanum stenotomum is the source of this 592-nucleotide messenger RNA. RefSeq names its product 40S ribosomal protein S16. The record is from RefSeq and is a predicted model, not a curated record. The transcript has a single exon. Lineage: Eukaryota; Viridiplantae; Streptophyta; Magnoliopsida; Solanales; Solanaceae. Gene Ontology annotation, cellular component: ribosome; cytosolic small ribosomal subunit. Gene Ontology annotation, molecular function: RNA binding; structural constituent of ribosome. Gene Ontology annotation, biological process: translation; maturation of SSU-rRNA from tricistronic rRNA transcript (SSU-rRNA, 5.8S rRNA, LSU-rRNA). The coding region runs from base 71 to 514 and encodes 147 amino acids.